Numida meleagris (helmeted guineafowl) is the source of this 1158-nucleotide messenger RNA. It is a transcript of the gene HTRA2, whose product is annotated as HtrA serine peptidase 2. The record is from RefSeq and is a predicted model, not a curated record. Gene Ontology annotation, molecular function: protein binding; serine-type endopeptidase activity. Gene Ontology annotation, cellular component: mitochondrion. NCBI's taxonomy places the organism in Eukaryota, Metazoa, Chordata, Aves, Galliformes, Numididae. The transcript is spliced from 8 exons. Gene Ontology annotation, biological process: proteolysis; positive regulation of apoptotic process; programmed cell death. The annotation marks the transcript as partial.
CGCGCCGCCUUCAACUUCAUCGCCGACGUCGUGGAGAAGACGGCGCCCGCCCUGGUCUACGUGGAGAUCGUGGGCAGGCACCCAUUCUCGGGCCGUGAUGUGCCCAUCUCGAAUGGCUCGGGAUUCCUGGUGUCUCCUGAUGGGCUCAUUGUGACCAACGCGCACGUGGUUGCAAACCGGCGCCGGGUGCGGGUGAAGCUGGCCAGCGGGGAGCAGUACGACGCCGUGGUGCAGGACGUGGACCAGGUUGCAGACAUCGCCACCAUCAAGAUCAAGCCUAAGCACCCGCUGCCCACAUUGCCCCUCGGGCGCUCCUCCGAGGUGCGGCAGGGAGAGUUCGUGGUGGCCAUGGGCAGCCCCUUCGCCUUGCAGAACACCAUCACCUCCGGCAUCGUCAGCUCCGCGCAGCGCGGCAGCCGGGAGCUGGGCCUGACCGCCUCCGACAUGGAGUACAUCCAGACGGAUGCUGCUAUCGACUUUGGGAACUCUGGCGGUCCCCUUGUCAACUUGGAUGGUGAAGUGAUUGGGGUGAACACCAUGAAGGUGACGUCGGGCAUCUCCUUUGCCAUCCCCUCAGACCGGCUGCGGAAGUUCCUGCAAAAGGAGGAACAGCGCAAAAGCUCUUGGUUUGGCAGUGCCGAGACGAAGCGCCGUUACAUCGGGGUGAUGAUGCUGACGCUCACACCCAGCAUCCUAGCUGAGCUGAAGCUGCGUGACCCCAGCUUCCCUGACGUCUCCUAUGGAGUGCUAAUUCACAAAGUGAUCAUCGGUUCCCCGGCCCAUCAGGCAGGGCUGAAGGCAGGCGACGUUGUGCUGGAGAUUAACGGGCAGGCAACGCGCCGCGCAGAGGACGUCUACGAGGCAGUGCGGACUCAGCAGAGCUUGGCCUUGUUGGUGCGGCGCAGCUACGACACUUUGCUGGUGAGCGUUGUCCCGGAGGUCACGGAGUAGCUGUGCUGCAGAGCAGACCGCUCUGGCCGCUGGCUGAGUGCGCUGGCCAGGAGCCAAGGAUGCAGGACCGAGGCACAUCUGUGCACCCACCAGGGAGAGACCGGGAGCCUGCGAGGGCCUGGAGGGGCCAGGCAGGGGGCACGACCCUGGGGCAGACUCAGUGUGAAACCGCUCCCCUCCUUGCUCAAAUAAAGCACUUUUCUAGGU